This is a messenger RNA of Lytechinus variegatus (green sea urchin), 1179 nucleotides long. RefSeq lists its product as uncharacterized. The transcript has a single exon. Lineage: Eukaryota; Metazoa; Echinodermata; Echinoidea; Temnopleuroida; Toxopneustidae. Bases 52 to 807 code for a protein of 251 amino acids. The record is from RefSeq and is a predicted model, not a curated record.
UAAACUGGGAAUUCGAGAAGAUGAUGAUAUAAUCUUGGCUUAGUUUCCAAGAUGGAUCGAGCUUUGGCACCUUCUCACGCUCCGGACAAAUACGCCUACUGUGAGUGGGUGAGUUGUGAGGCCUACCUUGGCCACCAAACCCUCAAGGACACCGACUGCCGAUCACCCGAAGACCUUGCCCGACUAGCAGCAGACCUUUACCGUCAGCAUCUUCUACGAGGGCGCCAAAGCGGGCGAGAAGUCUACACCCGGGUCAUUCCGCAGAAUAUCCGACUACGCGUAACAACUCAAAUCGACGACGGCAGCCGAGAGGACAUCCUUGAUCAGGAGUUCGAUACUGUCAACAUCGCCAGGUGCUCCACCGGUCAUGACCCAUUUCCGCAUGUCGUGGUCUUCGUACACUGCAUCGGCGUCAUCGCGUCGCAAGGAGACGACGUCGAGCGUCGACGGGAUGGAGGUACAUCCACAUCCGAGCCUCAUCUUGAGAUGCGUUGCCAUGGUAUCGCUUGCGCCAACCCCUGGAUCGCAUCCCGUCUUGCCAGGACGAUAUCCUCAGCGUUCGAAGACUCGAGGACGCUGCCCAUGCAGCCGCAGGCCGUGUUUCUGCCACAGGGGAUGCAACAGAGCAGGAAGAUCAGUCGGAACACUGUGAGUACCAUAGCAGCUCCUCCUGCUUACCAAUCAACAGCUCAAACCUUCGAUCCGUCCAGAGGAAGUAGCCCUCGGGAUCCCUUGGGCGCCGCAGGACAUCACCAGACGCGUCGAAAGGAUGAGAAGAAGGGUCUUCCCGAAGUGGGUGCUUGGUAAAAUCAGGCCCACUGUGAUAAACAUUCUAUUUCAACAAUAGACGAUGUGAAAGGUUGACGACUCUAAUUUGCAAAUCUUCGAUUUGAAGAUUGCUCAUAGCAUUUUUUGGGUGUUGUGUGAUAUUGCAGGCACCGAGAACAUGUAGAAAGAAUGAGGUAGCUACGUGCCUGGUAAUUGAAUAAAGACCACGUGAUUUACUCUUCGAUUUAUACAGUGUAACAAAAUAAUACAAAAAAAUCAUAGAUCGUUUACAUUUUUACAUAUCAUGGCUUGGUAAUGUGAUAGAUUGUGUCAGUGGUGUACUAGUCUACAAAUGUAGACCCACAUCUGCAGUGUGUGUACCUCAGCUGAUUCAACGAAUCUGCAUAGCAG